Messenger RNA from Alligator sinensis (Chinese alligator), 11221 nucleotides. It is a transcript of the gene SPG11, whose product is annotated as SPG11, spatacsin vesicle trafficking associated. The record is from RefSeq and is a predicted model, not a curated record. Bases 251 to 7507 code for a protein of 2418 amino acids. Gene Ontology annotation, biological process: chemical synaptic transmission; axon extension; axo-dendritic transport. Lineage: Eukaryota; Metazoa; Chordata; Crocodylia; Alligatoridae. Gene Ontology annotation, cellular component: dendrite; axon; cytoplasm. The transcript is spliced from 39 exons.
GUUGUGUGUGUGUACAUGUACGUGUGUUUCUGUGCAUGUGUAAGGGUCUGUGUACGUGUAUCUGCGUGUGUGUACGUGUUUGUGUGUGUAAGGGUGUCUGUAUGUGCGUGCGCGCAUGUACACGUUCCUGGGUGUGCGGACACGUGUGUUUCUGGGUGUAUGUAAGGGUUUGUGGGUGUGCGUACAUGUACACCUAUGUUUCUGCAUGUAACGUGUUCCUGUGUGGACAUGCGUGUGUGUGUACGCAUAUAUGUGUGUUUCUGGGUGUGUAGACUUGUGUAUGCGCCCGGCAGCCAAAGGGGGGGUGCGCGUGUGUACACUUCGCAGCCGUUGGGUAGGGGUCCGGCGCGUGGGGAAUAGGCUGCGGCUGGAAAGACGGUCCUGCGCACAAAUAACACGCGUUGCACGUUGCGCCCGUAGCUUCGUGUGGGAGGACACCGACCGUGAGGAUGGUCCCCCCGCAAACAAGUCAAAACUACUGGUUCUUAGUGAAAACCGUGCAUUACUUGUCUAUGAAUUCAGUACAGAGGAUGGCAACUCGGACACGACUGCCCUGUACAGCUGUAAGGAAGAUAUGCUUAAAAAGCUCCUUGAAAUUAAAAAUAUUUAUCUUUCUUCAAUAUCAUCUCUGAAGAUAUUAUUGUUUAAAAACAACACAUCGUUACUGCUUGUCAACAACUUUAUUCUUGUGUACCUUGCUUUUCCUGGAGAAAAUUCAGAAUUAGAGGCACGUGACUGCAUUACCCUUAACUUGCCUUCUCAAGCCUUGGAAAGAGUAGCAGAUGUGGACCUAUGUAGAGGCAUUCUGUUUUUAUUAGAUAAUUCUGGCUGGAUAUAUGUAUUUGACACAGUUGAUGGUGCAUUAUUAGCAAACAUUAAUGUUGCACUCUACCAAAGGGAUGCUCAGGAUGAGAAAGCAGAGGAGACCAUUGUAUCAUCUCUCAAGUCAGUAAAGGUGUCACCUGAUCUCAGCACUGCUGUGAUAAUCAAUUCUUCUCAUUAUGCCCUUGCUGUUGAUUUAAAUUUGUACUUCAGACAGUUUCCUGGGCAUCUGCUUUGCAAGAGAUGUUUUGAAAGUCUCCCUGUUAAACAACUGGAGGGAAUUGAUGAAGAUGAGCUUGUUAGCUCUGACUAUAGUAUGCAAUUUAUGAAGUUUCCAUUCCGGACAGACAGGUCAUGGAAGGCACACUUAUUCUCGCUAUAUAACAUGUCAAAGAGACCAGAGUCUCCAAAUUUCGUAUCUAAUGUUAAUGUACCUUGGUACCAGUACUUUCCGCAUCUUGAACAUUAUGGUUCUAAAACAUACCAGGCAUCAGAGGAGACUUUGGCUUCCAUUCCAGAAGACAUUGCCUGUGCCCUUUCCAAAUCAACGCAGAAGGAUUAUGCAAAUAAUGAUCCAGGAAGACAGUGGAAAAAAAUCCAUAUGGAAGAAUUAGAAGAUAUAAUGAAACUUGAAUGUAAAUCUGUGACAGGAUUUAGUGCACUGUUUGCAUUGUCAGAGAGUACCAAAGGUUUGACUGUUGCUCUGUGGGAUUUAGAGAGUCAAGAUGUGACACAUUAUCACCUUGGCAAAGACUGUGUUUAUGUGGAUUGUAGUGGAGAGGAGCAGUUAUGUCUCAUUCUGACAGAGCAUGGUCUCUCCUUGAUUCUGUUUGGUUUAACUCAAGAAGAGUUUUUGAACAGACUGAUAAUCUAUGGCAGUGCUGGAAUUGUAGAUUCCCUUUGUCAUCUCAAUGGGUGGGGAAGAUGUUCGAUUCCCAUCCAUGCAUUAGAGGCUGGUUUGGAGAACCGUCAGCUGGACACAGUGGACUUCUUUUUAAAAAGUAAAGAGAAUAUUUUCAGUCUCUCUACAACCUGCUCUGUGGCUGAGCAGUCUACCAAUACCACAUCACAGUUUUACUUAAGAAGUGUGGAAGAACUCAGGCCUGCCUUGGACUUACUUUGCUCAUCCGUCAGAGAAAAUGAUAUGGAAGCUCAGAGCAAACACUUCUCUGAGCAACUGCUGAAUCUUACCUUGGCUUUCCUUAACAAGCAAAUCCGAGAAAUCUUUAUCCACACAGAAGAACUUGACAACUGCUUGCAGAAGUGCGUGGAUAUUUUAACCAGCUACAUUAUUGAACUGAGAACAUUUAUGAUCAAGUUUCCUCGAAGGCAGACCAAUAACAUAAGUUGUGAUCUUGGUGAAGAUAUGCCCCAAAUAGAACAGAGUCCAGCAUGGGAAAAACUGACUCCUGAGCAAGUAAUUGCUGAGGCCAUUUUAAACAACUUGAUACCAGAGGCUCAGACUUUUUUCCGAGUGCAUCACCAUCCUGCUCAGAGUCUUCAAGAGCUGAUUCGAAUAGGCUUGGAUCUGGUUUAUAGCUGUCUUCUGAAAGGCAAUAUUAAAGAGGCCUCAAAACUUUUAAUGAAUAUGGGUUUUGACGUGAAGGAGCAGUUGCAUAAGAUAUGUCUGCACACUAUUGAUAAAAAUAUACGGGCUUUGCUGGUGGGAGUACUGCAAGAAGAAAACUAUUUUUCUGAAAAAGAAAAGAAAAUGAUAGAUUUUGUUCAUCAGGUUGAAAGCUUUUAUUCAGGAUCCUUCCAGGAAAAUAGAGAGAGGCACUCUCUUUCCAGUUUUAGGAACUGGAGAAAGGAAGAAGAUCUCUCCAGUCACACAGCUGUUCUGAGCACAUUUUUAAAUUCUGACAAGCAUCGGAUUAACAACAAGGAUCACAGGGUUAUGUUAAACUGGGCUCAGUGGUGGGAUCCACUCACUCAAGAGAUGAUACUUCUUCCUAAGAAAUCACCGGAAGACUUCAAGUCCUGUAAUCCUGAAGUUCUUUGGAUGCACGUAACAGCCCAGCAUGAUUGGCUUAGCAUUUGCUCAUGGAUUGAAGAGUCACUUCCACACAACAGGCAGACUUUAUGUCAACAGGCUAACUGGCCUCCUCUGACACCAGAUAUCAUUGACCAGAACACGCUAUGCAGCAGCUACGUAAGGAAUGAAAUAUUAGACAAGCUGGCGAGAAAUGGAAUUUUUGUCCCAUCUGAACAAGAUGAUUUUGAACUCCUCCUCCUAAGAUUGACCCACACUGGAGGAAUAAUGCAAAAUCCACACCCUGUUCCAAAAUACAGUACUGCAAGUGGUUUGGACUUCCAUACCUGUUUCAUCCUUUACUGUUUAGAGCAUAGUCUGCAAUAUCUACUGUACACUUAUUUAGACUAUUACAGUUUAACUCCUUCGAAUUGCCCUAUUUUGGAUAACAAGGAACUGCAUGAAGCUCACCCCUGGUUUGAAUUUCUGGUGCAGUGUCGAGGUGUUGCCAGUAACCCAAGAGAUCCAAAGAUGAUUUUUCAGGCUAGUCUUGCAAAUGCUCAGAUCUUGAUUCCUAGUAAUCAAGCCAGCGUCAGCAGCAUGCUGCUAGAAGGUCGUACACUUUUAGCUCUUGCAACUACAAUGUAUGCACCUGGAGGUAUUGAUCAGGUUCUUCAGAAUGAAGAUGCUGAAAAGCCUCUGAAGAAGGUGGAUCCACAGCUCUUAAAAAUGGCACUGGCUCCUUACCCCAAACUUAGGGCUGCUCUCUUUCCCCAGUACACUUCUCAUGGAAUUCUUCCAUCAGAUAUCUCACUCUAUCAUCUUGUUCAGUCAUUAGCACCAUUUGAUCCCACCAAACUCUUUGGCUGGCAAUCAACAAAUACUCUUGCCAUUGCAGACACCUCAAGUGACUUUCCUCAUUUCUCAUCUCCUGAACUGGUAAACAAGCAUGCUGUAAUGGAACGACUAGACUUUUCCUACUACUUGCACCAUGGACGGCCAUCGUUUGCUUUUGGCACUUUUUUAGUACAGCAGCUAGCAAAGAGCAAAUCCCCAAAGCAGUUGAUUCAGCAAGCAGGAAGUGAAGCCUAUGCUUUAGCCCUUUCCUUCUUUUACGUACCAUCCAUAGGGGCAGCCUGUGUCUGCUUUCUAGAAUUACUUGGGCUUCAUAGCCUAAAACUCCGAGUUGAUAUUAAAGUUGCAAACCUAAUUUUGAGCUUCAAGAGUAAAAACGAAGAGUCUCAGCACAGCGCAAUAAGAGAAUCCUUAGUUGAAAAGUUGACAAAAUUGGCUGAUGGUGAAAGAACAGCAGCAGAAGAAAUGCUGAUUUGUUUGGAAGAAGCUUUUUGGGAUACAAUUGAACAUCAAGGAAUAAAGAAGACAUCCAGUGACUCUAGAAGGCAGUGGUCUCUGGUGAUGCAGUUCUGUAAGCUCCAUAAUAUCAGACUGAGCACAUCUUAUCUAAAGGAAUGUGCUAAAUCCAAUGACUGGCUGCAGUUCAUUAUCCAAGCCCAGAUGUACAGUUACCGGCCAGAUGAGGUCACUUGUAUCCUUCAAGAUUUCACUCCCAUUUUACAAGAUCACUUGAUGCUGGCCUUUGAGAGCUUAGAGCUCUCUCACCCUAGCCUAGGAAGUCAUCACAGUGACAGUACCAGACCAGUCCCAACCGAACAGAGGCAGAGGGGGCAUCCAGGUGAUCUCUUCCAGAUUCUCUUUUGGUGCCAAGAGAAGCCUAACCCCUCACGCUACCUUUUGAUGGAAGGAAUGAAGCACCAUGCCCCAUUCCUGAGUGUGUUAGCAGCGUGUUUUCAGGAUGCCGGUAUUAUUCAGUGUCUCUGUGUUUGGAUCAUUACCUCUGUGGAUAAUGCGACUGCUGCUGAAGCAACAAGCCACGUUCAAGGCUCUGUGGAAAAUCAUGAAUGGGAUCUUCAGGACCUUUCCAGUCUCUGGAAGAUGUUUUUAAGAAAGCGGAAAAGUAAAACUCUUCUGAGUGGUUUCUCUCUCUUUCUAAAGGAUUCCCCACUAUUGCAAAUGCUUGAAAUCUAUGAAUUAUGUAUGGACUGUAAAAAGUACAGUGAAGCUAAAACCAAACUCUGCAACCUCCAGAUGAGUCUUGAAAAACUUAAAACUUCAGAUGAAAAGACGCCUUCAGUUAUACCUCUACCAUGGGUGGAGUCUCAAGCAUCAUUUCUUCUUGAAUUGAUGUUGCAGCAGUGUAGAACACAGUAUGAAUUAGGAAAACUGUUGCAGCUCUUUGCAGGUCCAAAUAAUCUUCUACCUGAUGGCCCAGAUGUGAAGAAAUUGUGUGUCCUUAGUCAGAUCUUGAAGGAUUCGUCCAUAUCUAUUAAUCGCGCCAUCCUAACCAACUACAACACAGAGACUUUUCAGAAUGAAUGCAGAUCAAUUUUAGAGCAGCUGCAAGAGGGAGGGAUGUUCUCACUGGCUAGGAAGGUAGCAGAAUUAGCAGAACUGCCUGUGGACAGCGUGGUUAUUCAAGAGGUACUUCGAGAUAUGCAUCUUCUCAAGCAGACUGGACAGUGGCAUCAAAAACAAACUAGAAUUGACUUCUGGAAAAAGUGUCACAAUAGUUUUACAAAAAAUUCAAUCUCCAACAAAGCUGCGUCUGACUUUUUUUCAGCUCAGGCAAAUGUGGUGUUUGAAUCGUCCGCUGAUAAGAUAAACAACAACAUAGAGAAACAUUUGCUGCUUACUUUGGCUGGCCACUGGUUAGCCCAGGAUGACUCGGUGCCACUGGAGAAGCUGGAAGAAAUAGAGAAGCAGAUCUGGCUUUGUCGCAUUGCACAUCAAACCUUAACUAGAGACAGUGGAUUGGAGAAGUCGAGAUUGUCUUGCCAGGCUUCGAUGGGUAGUGAACUUUCCUUUGAGAACUUAGCCAAAGAGUUUUCCUUCUCUAAGCUAGCUACUCUGAACACACCAAAAUAUUUGCAGCUUGAUGGUCUUGUAUUCAAAGAUACACCUCCACAUGCACUGGAUAGGACUGAGGUGGAGUCACUUAAUUUUCUGAUUGGACAUCUUCUGGAUGAAGGAAGCGUACAUGAAGCCAGCCGCAUUUGCCACUAUUUUCACUUCUAUAACCAGGAUGUUUCUCUGGUAUUGCACUGCAGAGCAUUGGCUACUGGUGAAGCCGACCAAAACAAUUUACACCCAGACAUUCAAGCUCUUCUUAUAGCAGAAGAGAGCUCAGAUGAAUUUGAGGCUCCACAGCCCAGAAGAUUACAAAGUACCUCAAGCUUAGAAAAUUGGUCAUUUGUUGUGGUCCCAUCUCCAGACGAUCAAGUUAUUCUCAAUCUGAAGACUAUAAUAGAUGAAUGCGUUCAUGGGAGAAACUACUGCAGACAAGUCCUCUGCUUGUAUGAACUUUCCAAGGAACUGAAUUGCUCGUACAGUGAACUAUCAGACCAGGAUUCUGAAAAGGUGCUUCGAGCGAUCCUGUCAUCCCAGCAGCCUGACAGAUGCAAGAAGGCCCAGGUGUUCAUCACAACGCAGGGUCUCCCGGCCGAAACUGUGGCAGAACUUGUGGCUGAAGAAAUCACACAAGAAUUACUGGCAUCUUCUGAAGGAAAAGGGCAAAAGCAGCUUCUGAGCCCAGCAGAUGAGAGUCAGGCAUUCCUACAGUUGGCCAAGUUGUGCCAGGAUCGUACAUUGGUUGGCAUGAAAUUGCUGGAUAAAGUUUCAUCUGUGCCACGUGGGGAGCUAUCAUGCACUACAGAGCUGCUGAUUUUGGCCCAUAAUUGCUUUAGUCUGACGUGUCAUAUGGAAGGAAUUACUAGAGUCCUGCAGGCUGCUCGGCUUCUCACGGAUGAACACUUGGCGCCUAAUGAGGAGUACAGCCUUGUGGUCCGGCUCCUCACUGGCAUUGGCAGAUAUAACGAAAUGACGUACAUAUUUGAUCUGCUGCAUGAGAAACAUUAUUUUGAAGUGCUGAUGAGAAAAAAAUUAGACCCGAGUGGAACUCUGAAGACAGCUCUGCUAGACUACAUAAAGCGUUGUCGCCCGGGGGACAGCGAAAAGCACAACAUGAUAGCCCUGUGCUUCAGCAUGUGUCGAGAAAUUGGAGAGAAUCAUGAAGCAGCUGCCUGUAUACAGCUGAAACUCAUUGAAUCUCAGCCUUGGGAAGAGUCUCUCCAAGAUGUGCCAAAUUUAAAGAAACUGUUGAUGAAAGCUCUGACUCUCUUUAUUGAUGCAGCAGAAAGUUAUUCCAAGGAUUCCUGUGUCCGCCAGUCCUUACGCUGCAACAGACUGACAAAAUUGAUAACUCUCCAGCUUCAUUUUCUGAACACUAAUCAGAGCACGAUGCUGAUCAACCUGAACCGACAGCGCCUCAUGGAUUGCAUCAUGUCCUUGCCCAGGUUCUACCAGGCUGCUAUCGUGGCUGAGGCUUAUGACUUUGUUCCAGACUGGGCUGAAGUUCUGUAUCAGCAAGUGAUUAUUAAAGGUGACUUCAAUUAUCUAGAAGAAUUCAAACAACAAAGGUUACUCAAAGCGAAUGUGUUUGAGGAGAUUGCUAAAAAGCUCAAACAGCACCAGCCGACUGAGGCUGCUCUGAAAAACCUGAAGAAAUUACUGACCUACUGCGAAGACAUCUAUCUGUACUACAGAUUGGCAUAUGAUAACAAGUUCUAUGAUGUGGUAAAUAUGCUUCUGAAGGAUGCCCAGACUGGCUGCUGUCUAAAUGACAUGCUGGCAAAUUAGACUCCAUGCUGAGAGAUGAAGAAUCUACCUGGCAGCAGUCCCAUGACUUGUGCUGGUUACAUGAUUUCUUUAACAGACUAAUCAUGUCUGACUAACUUAUCUUUAGCUCACCUGUUUAAUUAAGUUAUGUGGGAUAAGAUUGCAAUUUUGCUACAUGAGGGUUACCAGAAGAAUCUCAGCCUUGUUUUGAAUGUCCCUGAAGCUGUGUUCUCAAAACCUGCUGGGCUUUUAAUUGCCAGUCAGUCCACAAUGACCCGUUUGGCUAACAGAGAUGUAGGGGGUUUGACUUGAGUAGGAACAGCAUCCAAGCCUCACUUGAAAAAAAUUCACAAAUGCUAAGAAGGGUUUGUCCUGUCGUAGAAUUGUUGUUUGGAUGGUAUGCUUGAACUGAGCACACGAUCAAACAUUUAUAACUGCUUUUUAUUUAUGAUCAAAAUGACCUUCCCGGGCCCUGGAAUGCCAUCAAAACUCGCAGUGUUCAUGCUAGUCUCUUGGCUUGCUCCAAAACCUUCAAAGGACAUUCCUCCAUUGCUACACACAAGUGAGUUAACUUCAACCUGAUGUAAGGUCUGCAGCAGUGCUGUACCAUGGCCCACGGCAAGAAUGGACUGUUUAUAGUCCCAAUCAGAUCAGUAUUUACCAGGGGUAAGUGGUUGAUCCUGGGCACUCUAAGUAAUGAAACAAAAGAGAGUUUACUACAUUAAAGUGAAAUUUGUAUUUGUGCAGGCACAGUAUUGAACUCUAAUAAAUUUUCUAUUCCUAGUAUAUAGUUGUCUUGCUCUGUUUUGAAUUGUAAAAUGAAUAAUUUUCAACCUUCUGGCAUAGGCACUAUGCACCUAAACAACUCCUGAAGAUGGUCAAAUGUCUGGUUGUCAUAUCCCAUAGCCCCUGAAUUUUGACAGUACUUGCAAAGUGGAAGAGUUUGACAAAGAAUAAAGAGUCCUCUGUCAGGAGGCCACGAUGGGUAAGAGUUCCUCAGGCAGGCAAAGGAUUUCUACUGAGAUUUCCAACAGUAAAUGUAAUCACUGGUCUCUUGGGUAUAAAGGGAUGCUAUCACCUGCUACUACUGCCCAUAUUUUGCAAAAAAAAAAGACAGUGAAUGUAGAACAGAUGUGAAGCUCCAACAAUUGCUAGGGGACAGCUCCGUGUUCUUGGGGAACCAGGGCAUCUAAAUCUGGACCAAAGCUUUGGUUAAAAAACUGCAAGUAAGCUGUUCUAAAAAUGAUUAAGAGGUGGGACAAUUUUUGUGCUCAAAGAGAAUAGGGUUGUGUAGGGUGUGACUUAGGUUGAAUGCUGCUAUCUACCUUGGAAGACCAGCAUCUAGUGAUAUAUUUGUCUCGAUGCAAACAGAAAAGCUUCCAACCAACCCAGUGUGCAAGUGACAACUUCAGCAGUUGGCCAGCUGGGAGUUCAGCUCAGCAUGCCACCAGACACUGGCAAAGAAGAUACUUCCUUGAAAGUCCUAUAUACAGCGCAGUGGAUGGGAGCUAGAUAUCUGCUACUUCAUUUAAUGCAAUGGGAAGAACCGUGGCUCUAGGAUGUGUAUUACCUACACUGCAACAACAACUCUAUCAAACCAAGAUGCUAAGUCCUGCAGCCCAUGGGUGUAACUAAGUUUGUGAGUACGCCCCGUGGACUUCAGUACAGAUGAACGUAAACAGAGGAGUUAUCCUGUAGUUUGACAUACCGUAGAUUAAAGAAAAACUGCACUGUCAAAAGGAUUGCAAAACACAGCCAGCUGUUUCUGCUACAACUGACAGUGGUGAAGGAGUGUAAUCUUUAGCUGUUUUUCUAACUGAAAUAGGUGGUGAUGGCAGGCUUGUGAACACAGGAUAUUAUUUCACACUUCCUUUACUUCAAGUUUAUCAUCCUCAAACUAAAAGCAAGAUUUUUUUUUUUUUUUUUAAGAGGUCUACUUUUUGCAGCAGAACCCGUACUUGUACCAUGAAUGGUAGAAGUAGUAUAGUAAGAAUUCAGGUUCUUGAGCAUAAUUUUGCAACAAGGUGUUGUUAGCUUCAUCGGUAAGGCCUGGCCAAACUUUAUUUGGCUUUUAUUGUGAAAAUAAAAUUGAAAAAGUGUAAAUUAACAGCCUCAACUGUCAGUCACUUCAUGCAGUUCACUGUGUUGGUCUUAGUUGUAAAACACAAAAUUCAUUCAGUUUUUAGAACCAGCUACUUGCUAAGUACUGUACAGCACUAAAACCAGACAGCCAUUAAAGCUAAUGAACCAAUAAAUUCAAAGAACAAAAAACUAAAAGCAGGAAGAGAAGCCAUCCCUUAUUCAAAACUCGCUCAAGCUUAAAAAGGGACCAGUUUAUUCUAGCUCCACCUACCAUCUUUGUAGUUAGAGAGAAAGCGUCUAACAAGGCCAGUGUGUGGAAUUCGAUAGGCAAUGUCCAUUUGUGGGUCUAAACUUCUAUUUUUAGAGUUGUGAAUGUGCCCAGCCCUCCUCACUUGGUACUGGAUCAUGACAGUCAAAGCAAGGAAUAUUCACCAGCUUCUCUUCUAGCAAUAUUCUAGUUCACUCGACUCAACAUUCAAUGCCACGGGAAGAAUUCUUUUCAUUGCAGAAAUUACUCUGUUAACAUCUUCAGCUUCUCAUCAUGGUCAGAUUUAAUGACCAUAUGAGGCCCCCACGAGCAGGUUACUCAUUAAGAGCAUGCUUCCUCAAAAUCUAGACUGUGGCCGUUCCAUAUCUGGCAGCUACUACAGGUGCUGAGGCUACAAGCACGUAUCAAGCCAAGGCUGCAUCUCACGAUUUUCUUUCUGGAUAACUCCCCUGAAUAAAGUAUAUCAAACACAGGUACAUAUGUCAUAUGAUUACAAAAAAAAUACAUUUAAUAUUGCCACUCACCUCCCCUGUCUACCUGACAGACACCACCUGCAUUGGAAAUUAGCCGUCAUGGACCAUUAAGCAUUUAGAAAUAAAGUGACAGUAUUACGAGUCGCCUAAAUCAAGCAAAUUGGCUCAUCCUCUGAGGACAUUGCACUUGGACCAAUGGAGCUGUGCCCUCCUGCAUGGACUCAGCACUCAAAUAAGUGCUCCUAUAACACAGGCUGUGAAGUCCUCACAAUAGUGAUUUUAUUAAAUUAGUUGCUUUAUAAAACAUUGCAGAUGUCAUAAUUGUUAACAUAACAAUUUGCCCAACUGUAGUAACUGUUGCAGUUUGCUAAGCAGUUUGGUUUUUUUUGUAAAUGAAAGAAAACGGCAGAGUCAUGAAAAGAUCUACACAACCCAUGAGAACAAAGGAAAUCUCUCUCAGACACUUAAACCAGGCAGUUAACUGUUAAAGAACCUGUACAGCUGUAUUAGUAGAAAUAUUCAGAUGAAUGUAAACGAAAUCGCUUAUACUCGAGAUACAAGUCAUUUUUCAAAUGCAAUUAAGGAACUGUUUCCUUGUUCUGUUCUGGAUGUCAAGCUUUGAAAUAACAGUGGGUGAUGUGUUUUCAGGUGCAGUAUCCUUACUCUGAAGUUAGCAGGCCCCUUCACAAACCUAUGAAAAACCUCAAGCUCUUAACUCGAUAGACAAAGCAUUUUUAAUACUAAGUGCACACCACACCCUUGCUGCAAACUGCUUUUGUUCACAAGAUAAAUCAUUCAAGGAGGUACAGUUAAGGCUGCGUUACUGAACUGUGCUGGUAAUAAUACAACUUUUGCUGUGUUGAAAUUCAUUUCCAAUUUAGUGGCUGUUACUAUGAAACCAGAUAGUAACAA